This is a messenger RNA of Rhinocladiella mackenziei CBS 650.93, 753 nucleotides long. RefSeq lists its product as uncharacterized. The transcript has 2 exons. The record is from RefSeq and is a predicted model, not a curated record. The coding region runs from base 1 to 753 and encodes 250 amino acids. Gene Ontology annotation, molecular function: acyltransferase activity, transferring groups other than amino-acyl groups. Lineage: Eukaryota; Fungi; Ascomycota; Eurotiomycetes; Chaetothyriales; Herpotrichiellaceae.
AUGGAAUCUAACCUUGAGCCCUCAACCUUGACCAUUCAAGUUCGCCAUGCAUCGAAAAUUAUCCUGACGCCGCCCCAACAUUCCGAUGGGCCUGCCGUUCUGCUCGCUCUCAAUGAUCCUCGCGUCUACACGAAACUCAACGGUCCUCCAUACCCGUACCAGGAGAAGGACUGGGAAGAAUGGUAUCCCACAAUCUCGAACGCUUCAGCGAGCGCGCUGGAGGAUUUUAAAGUCGCUCAAGAAGAGAGGACUCGAUACGGGUCGGCAACGAAAGGGGUGGGCAGGACUAUGUGGCCGUUUUCGAUCAGGCAGGUUACCCAGCCAAAUAAUUCAGGCGGAGAAGAACAGAGAUGGAUCGGUGAGAUCUCGAUCCAGAGAGGCAGUUUUCUCUACAUUGUAGAGGAAGAUGAGAGGGAGAAACGAAAAGAGCAGAAUGACAGCCUCGAACCUGGAGAUCCACGAAUUAUCUGGGAGAUUGGCUUCUAUCUCAUCCCCGAAUAUCAUGGCCGCGGUAUCAUGCCGGCCGUCCUCCAGACGCUGAUGCACAGAUUAUUCGUUCCGUAUAUGAAUGCCAAGACUAUCCGGGCGACAUACUUCGAGUACAACUCUGCUAGUCGGCGAGUUUUUGAAAAGUGUGGCUUUCACUUCUUAAUGUUUGUACCGGAUGCGAUUACUCUGUCGAAGACAAAGACUGGGGAUCACACGCCAAGGAAGUUGGGGUUAGGGGUCAUGGAGUGGACACAGGAUACCUGA